Prionailurus viverrinus (fishing cat) is the source of this 2614-nucleotide messenger RNA. RefSeq names its product family with sequence similarity 110 member A (gene FAM110A). NCBI's taxonomy places the organism in Eukaryota, Metazoa, Chordata, Mammalia, Carnivora, Felidae. The record is from RefSeq and is a predicted model, not a curated record. The coding region runs from base 1161 to 2054 and encodes 297 amino acids. The transcript has 2 exons.
CUUAAGCUGGCUCCAUGCUCAUUGAGGAGCCUGAAGCAGGACUCGACCCCAUGACCAUGAGAUCAUGACCUGAGCCGAAAUCACUCCACCGAUUGAGAUACCCAGGCGCCCCUCUCCACACAGGUGUUAACAAUUAUUAUCGAAUAUGCUAAGAUUUAAGAACCUAGAGUUUUCGUGCACAUCUUUCUUCCAGCUUCCUAGCACAUUCCAUACCUCCCACCUUGGACGCAUAUGCCUGCAAUAGGCUGGAUGCAUCCCUCUCUAGUUUAUCUGAGGUCUGCCCAUUCUCAUUUGGUCCCCAUGGACAUUUUAAUUCAAGAAAAAUAUAUUGAACAUCUAUUAUGUGUGGAGAGCAAUAUCCUGAAACAGAUUCAGUGAACAAAACAGACAAACCACCUUCCCUCGUGAAGCUGUAUUUUAGGGGCAUGGGAAGAACAAAGAGUAAAACUACAUAAACAUAAUAGACGAGUGAAUUAGGCUUCAUAUGACUUUGUGUCUUAUUUAUCGACUCUGGGGCCUAGGUUGGUCACUUCUGUAGUCUCACUUUUCCCUGCCUGUAAAAUCAGAUGACAGUGACCCUUCUCACAUUGGGGGAAUUCCAACUGAAUUCCAGGAGGAUUCCAGGAGAGGAUGGUGUUAUUUAUUUUUUAUUUUAUUUAUUUAUUUAGGGACAGAGAGAGACAGAGCAUGAACGGGGCAGGGGCAGAGAGAGAGGGAGACACAGAAUCGGAAACAGGCUCCAGGCUCCGAGCCAUCAGCCCAGAGCCUGACACGGGGCUCGAACUCCCGGACCGCGAGAUCGUGACCUGGCUGAAGUCGGACGCUUAACCGACUGCGCCACCCAGGCGCCCCGAGAGGAUGGUGUUAAACGUCUAGCAUACAGGGAUGUCUGCCUUCCCACCCCAAUCCAGACUCCUCCUGUCAUUCUGGGUGACCACAUGGGGCGGUGCAGUAUAGCUUUCUGUUAUGGACGGAAAUGCUCUAAUCUGCUUUGUUUACUGUAGUGACCACUAGAGUGGCUGUUGUGUACUUGAAAUGUGGCUAGUGUGAUUGAGGAACUGAAUUCCGUUGCCGGCGUCCAGCUGCCAACUUUCUGCCUGGAUCUGGCUCCUCAUUUCUCCGGCCUUCCCAGACCAAAGCCCUCAGGGUAUGUAACAGCCAUGCCUGUGGACACACUGACUCCGGGAGCCCGGGACACCCCUGCCCUACCUUUCCGCCUGCGGACCAAAGUCCCCGGCUACCUGCUACGGCGGCCAGCAGAUGGUGGAGCCCGGAAACCCAGUGCUGUGGAGCGCCUGGAGGCUGACAAGGCCAAGUACGUCAAGAGCCUGCAUGUGGCCAACACCCGCCAGGAACCUGUGCAGCCCCUGCUGUCCAAACAGCCACUCUUCAGCCCUGGGACUCGCCGCACGGUGCUCACGCCUAGCCGCCGAGUCCUGCCUGGCCCUGGCCGCCGGCCCCAGCUGGACUUGGACAUCCUUAGCAGCCUUAUCGACUUGUGUGAUAGUCCCGCGUCCCCUGCCGAGGCCGGCCGUACCCCUGGACGGACAGAGGGAGCCCACCAGGCGCCCCCAGCCACCCCCCCACGCCCACCACCCAGUACAGCUGCGGUUCGCCGAGUGGAUGUCCGUCCCCUGCCUGCCUCACCUGCCCAGCCCUGCCCAUCGCCAGGCGCUACCACUGCCUCCAGCCCGGCCCGCCCCCCGGGUUUGCAGCGCUCCAAGUCGGAUUUGAGUGAGCGUUUCUCGCGGGCAGCGGCCGACCUUGAGCGAUUUUUUAACUUCUGCGGCCUGGACCCAGAGGAGGCAAGGGGGCUGGGAGUGGCCCACCUGGCGCGGGCUAGCUCAGACAUCGUGUCCCUGGCCGGGCCCAGCGCUGGGCCCGGCAGCUCUGAGGGGGACUGCUCCCGCCGCAGCUCUGCCACUGUUGAGGAGCGGGCGCGGGAGCGGGAGCGCGUCCCCUAUGGCGUGUCGGUGGUAGAGCGUAACGCCCGCGUGAUCAAGUGGCUGUACGGGUUGCGGCAAGCGCGCGAUACCCCAGCAGCUGAGGGCUAGGCUUCCACGGGACGCCGCAUUUGCCACAGACAGAUCUUAGAGAGGCAACUGGCCCCUUGACCUCUUCUGCAUCCAUUCGCGGGCUUGGGGCAGACCCGAGGCUGCUGCCUUGUGUGAACUUGGUGUGGAGGCGGAGCCUCAGAGGCGGGACCAGCAUCCACCUGGCAAGGACUGACUCUGGAGAGAGUUGCCUCCUGACCUUGGGCCACCCUCUGCCCUUCACAUGUAGAGGUUUUGACAUGAGUCCUACUUGGCUCUUAUUGUGGGUUUGGAUUUGGGGCACUUAGCCUUCUCUACCGAGAGUGAGGGGCCAAAGGAUCUUACUAGGCCUAGCGGUUCUGUUUCCUUCUUCCUUGGUCUCUGACGUUUGCUGACUUCCUCUUCCUCUCCCAGGGGGCCCUGGUUCCCUGGGAACUUACUCUGGGUGGGGGCAGGGCCUUGGCAGCCUGGCCUAGGUGGGUAGACUACAGGAGGGACUGAUAGGAGUCUGUACUGCUCUGACUCCCCCCCCCCCCCCCCGCCCCCCUUUGGUUAAUAAACACACAUGCUUGUUUUUCAAA